GCUAAAAAAAAUGAAUAUUGUAAAAAUUAUAUAAACGGUCAACAGUUCUAUUUACGUAUAAAGCUGGUUAUUGUUCAAAACUAAAAUUGAAUUACAAUGUCAAAGAACAUGCGGAAUAGUUUCGAUAAAACCUACAAAAUUCUGCCAGACAACAAAUUACUCGUGGACCACUCGGAUGUAAGACCAAGCACCUCAAAACCAAUACAUUUACGCAGGGUCGAGAGAGCGCUCAACCUGAACAUGUUUUUGAAAAAUAUAAACAACCAACUAAUGCUGAGCAGCGACUCUGAUGAUUCAGACGAUGAUAUCCCAGAUAUAAAUGAUGCAAACAUUGAAAAUAUACUUCGAGAGUCUGAACCACAUUCACCAAAAGAAUAUUACAACUUCAAAAAUGUCUCUUCCAAGAGAAAAUGGUUAUCCGAUGUUUUACAAGAGAAUACAGAUAGUACGCCGGAGGAUGUACAAUAUAAGCACAUCAUAAGGAUGCAUUCUUACCAGAAAAACCUGCGGAAGACCAAGGAGAAUUUCAAUAACUAUAUGUUCUAUGGUGCCGGAUUGAUAAGUGCUGUAGAUCACUACCCAGAAAUAGAAAAAAAUUUACCCGUACACAUAAAGAAAAAGGUUAUUAAAACAGAAGAUACUUCCAAAUCACCUUUGUAUCAUCCAGAGAUUUUGGAUGAUAUACCGGAUGAACCUUGUUUGGACUUAAACCUUCAAAAUGGAAUAGAGUUCCAAACUAUAGAAGAAAUGGAAGACACGAACAUGAACACUGACUUUACUACAAUUCCAGUUUCCAUGCAUUCUGUUUCCUCAACUCCACAAUUAAACAUGAAUAUACCAAAGAAGAAAGCUAAGCGAUUCAGAGAUGAAGAAUCACGCAAGAAAUGGGAAGAUAUGAUGACGAUAAAAAGACGCAAACUAUACACCAGCAUCGUGAAAAAAGAAACGGGGAAGCAACAUCGCGCUAAGAUGAAUAGGCAUAAGGAAAUGCUUUUGCAGUGCAAGAGAGUCGCGACACACUGUGUUAAGGCAGCACGACAGAAAGCUUUGCAGUCAGCUAGGACAGUGAAAGAGCAGCAGUGGCGAAUGAAACGAUUGGCUAGGGAAAACAUAGCAUACUGGAAAAGGUCGCGACGUUUCGACCGAGAAAUCAAAAAGAGGUUAGAAAAGGAAGCAGAAGAGCAACGGAAAAUCGACCACGAAUUGGUAGAAGCCAAACGACAACAAAGGAAAUUAAACUUUUUAAUAACGCAGACUGAACUUUAUGCCCACUUUAUGUCGAAGAAAUUGGGUCAAGUUUCACCUGAGGAACAACUAAGGAUAUUAAGCCAGUUGGACGAGGAAGGCAUAACCAAACUUAGUUGUGACACAUACGAUAGUGAAACGAUGAAGGAAAAAGCAAAGAAAAAUGCACUUGACGCAUUCCAAAGCGAGAAAGCUAGAACAAAACACUUCGACAAGCAAGCAAACUCAUGUUUAGGCGAGUUCGAUUCUAUAGGUGGAGAGCAGCCGCAACCGGAUAUGUUCAGAGGUAAACUGAAAGGUUACCAGUUGCGCGGGAUGAAUUGGUUGGCUAAUUUAUAUUCCCAAGGCAUUAGUGGAAUUUUGGCAGACGAGAUGGGACUGGGUAAAACUGUACAAAGUAUAGCAUUUCUGUGUCACAUAGCUGAACGAUAUUCUGUUUGGGGCCCGUUUCUGAUCAUUUCCCCAGCUUCAACGCUCCACAAUUGGCAACAAGAAAUUGCGAAAUUCGUACCAGGGUUUAAAGUCGUGCCUUACUGGGGCAACCCAAACGAACGAAAAAUCCUGCGUCAGUUCUGGGACCAAAAGGACAUGUACACUAAAGAUGCUAGCUUCCACAUUGUUAUAACCUCGUACCAAAUCGUAAUAACGGAUAUUAAAUACUUCAAUAGAAUCAAGUGGCAGUAUAUGAUUUUAGAUGAGGCUCAGGCGAUAAAAAGUACUAGUUCGAUGCGUUGGAAGACGUUGCUAGGUUUUAGUUGUCGGAACAGAUUGUUGCUGAGCGGUACCCCGAUUCAGAAUAGUAUGGCCGAAUUGUGGGCUUUAUUACAUUUUAUCAUGCCAACACUCUUUGAUUCCCACGAGGAAUUCAACGAGUGGUUUUCAAAGGAUAUCGAGAGUCAUGCCGAAAAUAAAACGGGAAUUGACGAAAAACAUUUAUCGAGGCUUCAUAUGAUUUUAAAGCCAUUUAUGUUGAGGAGGAUUAAGAAAGAUGUUGAAAACGAAUUAUCCGAUAAGAUUGAAGUUAUGGUGUAUUGCCCGCUGACUACUAGGCAGAAUUUGUUAUAUUUGGCAUUGAAACAGAAAAUUAAAAUUGAAGAUUUACUUCAUUACACUGUAGGGGGCGGCGACUCACAUGUCGUGGACAAAAAUUUUACUUCUAAUUUGAUGAACUUGGUGAUGCAAUUUCGAAAGGUCUGCAACCAUCCGGAGUUAUUCGAGAGAAGAGAUGCUAAAUCUCCUAUAAGUACUCCACCGCUGCAGUACAUCAUACCGCGUUUAGUAUACAACGAUAACGUGAGACAAAUACUGAUGUUGUAUAUUCAGAAAUAUUUUGUAUUUACUCCCGAGUAUAUCGCUAAUGCUAUCGAUAGCGGCUUCUCGCAGACAAUCUUUAACUUUUGCUUUGCCUUGAACCUAUCGUUUGACGAUCUCUAUAAAAUUUUCCAAGGAGAUGUAUUGCACAGGUGGCGUCACUAUUUCGAGACUGAAAAACAGGACUAUGUCCAGCACCACGAGCGUUUUUGGAAUCCUGAUUUGUAUAAUAAACCGUCAAUUAGGUUGAAGUGUGAUUUUAAAAUGAACAAUUCGCAAAUAGAAACCAGCAACGUCUUGCUAGAUUUAGUUUUUACAAGACGUAUUAGGGGAAACAGAGUUAUUUAUACCCAUACUGAUCACGUUUAUCAUUCCAUGCCAGAAACCGUAGAGCAUAAAAAUAUUAGGUUGAAAAAUAAGGAGGCUAGCACCGAGGAUGAAUCUAUAAUAGACGUUGUUAAUGAAGAUGGAUUGAAAACACACCAAACCAUUUCCGUGAACGAGUUUCCUUAUUUGAAGAGACGACCCCAAGUGUUCAAGGAUGUUAAGACUGAACUGCCUGCUUUUUUGUUUUAUAAUAUGCCAAAAGUUGCGACGGCCCCCGUAGGAAUGUAUUGUUAUUCCCGUAAGGCGGCUUGGGACCUGAAACGGCACAUAGACGACUACAGUUUUAACUCGUUAAAUCACUAUUGGUCACGAGCGACAGACAAUAAGUACAACUUCAAGUCGGCGGAGAGCUUACACCCGCGACCGUUUAAUGGCGUCGAUAAUAUUCGUCCUGCGCACGGGUGGUCAAAUAUCGCAAUACCGGAUAAGGAGAGCUUGGUUACAGACUCCGGCAAACUCUCGGUACUGGAUGGCCUUCUCAAGAGGCUGAAGGAGGAGGGGCACAGGGUCCUUAUUUAUUCACAGAUGACGAAAAUGAUAGACUUGUUGGAGGAAUAUAUGUGGCACAGGCAUCAUAAGUACAUGAGACUGGAUGGUUCAUCGAAAAUUUCUGAGCGAAGAGAUAUGGUUGCCGAUUUCCAGGCCAGGACCGAUAUUUUUGUGUUUUUGUUAUCAACUAGAGCUGGAGGAUUGGGCAUCAAUUUGACGGCUGCUGACACGGUGAUUUUUUAUGACAGCGAUUGGAAUCCCACUGUAGAUCAACAGGCUAUGGAUAGGGCCCAUCGUCUUGGUCAGACGAAGCAAGUCACGGUCUACAGACUGAUUUGUAAAGGUACUAUAGAGGAAAGGAUUUUACAAAGAGCCAGAGAAAAAAGCGAGAUUCAAAAACUGGUUAUCAGUGGAGGUAACUUCAAACCAGACACCCUCAAGCCUAAGGAAGUGGUAUCGCUUUUGCUCGACGAUGACGAAUUAGUACAAAAAUAUCACUUGAAGAUCGAAAAUCCCCAAGAAGAUAAAGGAGAGGACAAGAAAAGAAAAUUGCCUUUCAAGACAAUACCUGCCGUACCUGAAGCCAAGCGUCUCAAGCAAGAGUCGUUAGAUAGCUGCUUUGAGGAGCAACCCACUAGUAGCAAUGGGAACGCUGUGGACAGCGGUCCCAACAGUCCAGGUAGCGUCCACUCAGCUGAUAUUUUGACGGAUGAUUUGACAGACACCUAUAACGACGAUGCCGACUCGCCAAUUACUAACAAAUACACUGUGUACAAUGUGUACGGUUCGACGGUGAAGCCGCGCGUUCCUGGACGUGGAACGUCGCGUAGGGGGCGGCCUAGGGGAUCUAGAAGUCGAACUGCAGGCCUGUACAGAAAUUAUUCGUCGGGAGUAGCCUCAUCAGCGUCCAGCGGGGUGUAUUCAGCUGAUCCUGUUCCUACAGAUUCGGCCUCAUCGAUAUCUUCGUCUCAGUCGUCGCCUUCUGGUACCUUCAUGGAUGUACCGAUAAGUACAAGCAGCGGUACUGCCCCACAAGUACCCACAGUACGGCGAGGUCCAGGUAGACCGCGUCUAAAGCCGGGUGGUCCUUCGAAUGCGGGAUCAAGGGGUACUUACAGACCUCGAAAACCCGCCAGGCCAUUGCCAGUACCACUGCCGUCAGAUGGUACCAACUUAAACAGCUCAAAUGCCAGUACUAGCAGUACACAGUAUUCAAGUUACUCUUUUUAUGACUUUCCGGAUGAUUAAAAUAAGAAAAUCAUUUUUUUAUCUUGAAUUGGGUAAAUCCAAGUUCUGGUUUUUGAGAGUAAAACCUGGUUUAUACCCGAGUGAUACCUAACGGCAUACUUACAGCACCAUGUUCCUUAAAAUUGUUUCUAUUUUAACAUUGUUGUACAUUUGUAUAUAUAAAUGCAACGCUGUUAGGGUUGCUUUAGGCCGAGUUCAGGCAUAAGCCUGGUAUAUUUAAAAAAAUACUAUUAAAAGAGCGUCAAAUUUUCUGUUUUUUUUUGUACGCAUGAUGUAAUUUUCAAAAAUACCGUAAAAUAAUAUGUUCCAUUUGAUCUGUUUUAAAUGUAUAAAACAUGUAUUACUAUCCACCUAUUGAAUAUUGUUGUUCAAUUUCAGUAAAUUUAAUUCUGUUAAUGAAACUGAAGGAGAAACAUAUUGUCUGAUAGUCGUCUUUUGUUUGACAAAACAUCUUUUUUUUUACAAAGAUUUUUUAAUUAGCAUAGGUAAGAUGUAGGGAGUCGUAACAUCCAACACCAACCAAUAAUAUUAUAGUCUUUGAUCAAAGUAAAAAAAUCACAACACCACACAGUACUGUAAUUCCAUGGGGUUGUGGUUUUCGUCAAAGCUGGUGAUGGCAUGUUAAGACCUGUCUCUUUCCUCGAUUUUCUUUUAGAAAAAAAUAACUAUAGGUUUUUUAUUUAUUUAACUUGGCCAGAUAGUAUUCUUUGAUUCAGUAUUUAUUCUUUGAAUAUAUAUUUUUUAAUCUCUGACAAAUUAUUAUCUGACUAGGUGUUUACAAUUGUUUUAUACAUUUAACAUAUUUAUUUAAUUUCCUAUAUGUACCUAUA
Messenger RNA from Anoplophora glabripennis (Asian longhorned beetle), 5510 nucleotides. RefSeq names its product putative DNA helicase Ino80 (gene Ino80). NCBI's taxonomy places the organism in Eukaryota, Metazoa, Arthropoda, Insecta, Coleoptera, Cerambycidae. Bases 97 to 4680 code for a protein of 1527 amino acids. Gene Ontology annotation, biological process: DNA repair. Gene Ontology annotation, cellular component: Ino80 complex. The transcript has 20 exons. The record is from RefSeq and is a predicted model, not a curated record. Gene Ontology annotation, molecular function: DNA binding; ATP binding; ATP hydrolysis activity.